This is a messenger RNA of Monomorium pharaonis (pharaoh ant), 1987 nucleotides long. It is a transcript of the gene Arpc2, whose product is annotated as probable actin-related protein 2/3 complex subunit 2. Gene Ontology annotation, biological process: Arp2/3 complex-mediated actin nucleation; actin filament polymerization. Lineage: Eukaryota; Metazoa; Arthropoda; Insecta; Hymenoptera; Formicidae. Gene Ontology annotation, molecular function: structural constituent of cytoskeleton; actin filament binding. Bases 137 to 1057 code for a protein of 306 amino acids. The transcript is spliced from 7 exons. The record is from RefSeq and is a predicted model, not a curated record. Gene Ontology annotation, cellular component: actin cytoskeleton; Arp2/3 protein complex.
CCGACGGCGUGCAUUAUACAUUAUACAUACGCACGGAUGACAAAUCCACCGUCGCGGUUUUCCGCUAUCUGUCCGUGGAUAAUCGUUAUCGCCACGUAUCGUGCAUUGACUUCUCCUGCCAACGUGUAAAUUAAUCAUGAUCCUGCUCGAGAUACACAACAGGAUACUCGAGGAAACGUUGGCGAACAAAAUCAAGAAUGCUCUGUCGGGGCAUAAGCAGGAGUCAACAGACAUCAUCAUAGCAGACUUUGAUGGUGUACUCUUUCAUAUUUCAAAUCUUAGUGGAGAUAAGGCAAAGCUUAGAAUUAGUAUCUUGCUCAAAUUUUAUAAACAGUUGCAAGAGCAUGGCGCAGACGAGUUGCUCAAACGAGAGUAUGGGUCUCACCUCAUCGCACCAGAGAGCGGUUACAAUGUAUCAGUUCUUAUAGACCUAGAAAAGUUACCGGAUGACUGGGAGGCAUUAGUGAGAAAGGUUGCCCUGUUAAAGAGGCAUUGCUUCGCCAGUGUUUUUGAAAAGUAUUUCGACUUCCAAGAGGAGUACUGUGAUUCUUCGGGCAGGCCAGGACAGAAGAGAGCUGUAAUUCAAUACCGAGACGAGGAAACUAUGUACGUGGAGGCUAAGAGCGACAGAGUCACAGUAGUAUUCAGUACAAUAUUUAAGGAUGAAGAUGAUAUGGUCAUUGGGAAACUGUUUCUUCAGGAGCUGAAGGAAGGCAGGCGUGCAAGUCACACCGCUCCGCAAGUCUUGUUCAAUCAUCGUGAGCCGCCAUUGGAGUUACAGGAUUCCGAGGCGGCGGUCGGAGAUUGCAUUGGAUACAUCACAUUCGUACUGUUUCCACGUCACACCAAUCGAGAGGCUCGCGAUAACACUAUUGACCUGAUACACAUGUUUAGGAAUUAUCUGCAUUAUCAUAUUAAGUGCAGUAAAGUUUAUAUUCAUUCGAGAAUGCGCACCAAAACGACGGACUUCCUCAAGGUGUUGAACAGAGCGAGAUCCCAAUCCAAAAACACUGAAAAGAAGACUAUCACGGGACGAACAUUCAUCAGGAAAGAAUGAACGUGCUAUAAGCGCGAAAGUAUUAACACUUCAAUAGAUGAGAGAGGAAAGGAUUAUUGCGCGGCUAGUGCGGUCGGGAACAUCCUACGAGCGAGAUUCCCUGCGAAGGCAUUCUUCGACUCGCGCGUUAUCGGCGAGUGCUAUUGGACCUUUGAGUUUCAACCUGUUUCUCGAGCAGUGCCCUGUAUUUCGGAAAAACGUAGUGCCGCGCUAUUAAAUGAAUAAGGGAGAAAAUGAAAAGGAGUAUCGGUUUUACACAGCGGAUUAGCACAAUUACGCCUCAAUUAUCCGGAAAGGGAUUAUUCGAGGACGCCGGAGUUGCAUCUGUGUGUCCGAUGGUUGACAGUUUACUACUAUUACGAAGAGUAUCGCGAAACGUUUUACCGAUUUUUACAGUGAUUUCCAAGGUUCAAGUACACUACCGCUACUUCUCGAGAAGUUUGAAUUCGUAUUACAAUGGUUGUUACUUCGAACAAUUUAUUAUACGUUAUGACAUUCUGAACUAAGUCUGGCGCUUUGGAUGCGAGUACAUCGAAUACAGAUUAGUAUAUGAUAAUAUGAUGAUAUCCCUCAGAUAAAAUCACGAAAUAUCCUUUAAAAGGACGUUUAAAAAUACAUUUGCACUCAGUUUAUUGAGUCUGUGAUUGUAUCUCGUCACGAGAACUUUUUGAGGCAACAUUAUUUCAAUUGGCAGAGAUAUAAUGACUAAAGUUUAAAAAAAUUUAAUAAAGGAGAGACAGUGAUAAACAACUUUUUACUUUUCGCAUUGUGCAUUUCAAUUCGAUGAAAGCAAAGAUUGUCAAGCGGACAAAUAUUGUUAAAUAGCGUAAUUGUUCCCUUUUUCGAUACUUUUAUCGUCUACCUAACGACUUAAAUACAUCCGAUUAUUGUGAGAGAUUAAAAAAAAAGAAUAAAACAACAUUAACAAUC